Messenger RNA from Salvelinus sp. IW2-2015, 1508 nucleotides. RefSeq names its product renin binding protein (gene renbp). Lineage: Eukaryota; Metazoa; Chordata; Actinopteri; Salmoniformes; Salmonidae. Gene Ontology annotation, biological process: N-acetylglucosamine metabolic process; N-acetylmannosamine metabolic process; carbohydrate metabolic process. Gene Ontology annotation, molecular function: peptidase inhibitor activity; N-acylglucosamine 2-epimerase activity. The record is from RefSeq and is a predicted model, not a curated record.
AACGUCCUCCUCUUGAAGUAACCCGUUUUUUUUGUUGUCUGUACAUUGUGUUGACCACGGUUGCGUUCGCGUCUAAGACGGCAUACGUCUGCAUUUAUCGAAUGAAGCUCCGUUACAAGAGUGAAAAUCUAAAACUACGCUUGGGAAAAAGGUGCGAUGUCUGUCGAGAAGUUGCAGCUGUAUCGAGAGCAGAUGCGCACAGAGCUGGACAAAGUGGUGGAUUUCUGGCAGAAAUACUCUCAUGACACACAAUAUGGUGGAUUUUUCACUUGUAUAGGGAAAGAUGGAAAAAUCUACGAUGAGCUGAAAUAUGUCUGGUUGCAGGGGAGACAGGUGUGGAUGUAUUGCCGCCUAUACAGGACAAUGGAGCGCUUCAACAAGCCUGAGAUCCUGGAAGCCGCCAAAUCUGGAGGUGCAUUCUUGCGACGCUUCGCUCGCAUUCCCAGUAGUGGCAGCCCAUGGAAGUGUGCCUUUUGUUUGACCAGGGACGGUAAAGCCCUGAAAGUGCAGAGGACCAUCUUCAGCGAGUGUUUCUAUGUCAUGGCCAUGGAUGAGCUGGCUAGGGUCACAGGAGACAAAGACAUGCAGGCGGAAGCAGCACAAAUGAUGGACCAGCUGGUCCACUGGGUCAGGGUGGACCCAUCAGGCCUGGGCAAGCCCCAGCUUUCUGGAGACACCCCGGUCUGCAGCAUGGCUGUCCCCAUGAUGCUGCUGUGUCUGGUGCAGCAGCUCACAGAGGCCCGCAGCGGGGAGGAGGUAGACAAGUACAGGGAGGUUGGAGGCUGGUGCGUAAAGCAGAUCCUUCAACACCUUCAGAGAGGUGGUACGGCUAUUUUGGAAAGUGUCUCAUCAGAAGGAAAGGAACUUCCUGGUUGCGAGGGGCGACUGCAGAACCCAGGCCAUGCACUGGAAGCAGGCUGGUUCCUGCUUCAGUACGGUUUGGAAAAUGGGGACCAGGAGCUCCAAAGGACAGCAGUGGARAAGUUCAUGGAGAUCCCCUUUCUGACAGGCUGGGACAAGGAGCACGGAGGGCUCCUCUACUUCCUGGAUGUGGACGGUUACUGCCCCACACAGUUGGAGUGGAGUAUGAAACUAUGGUGGCCGCACUGUGAGGCUCUCAUCGCAUACCUGAUGGCCUACAGCCAUACCAAAGAGCCAGCCCUGCUGGAGCGAUUCUCUCAAGUGUACGACUACAGCUUCAGCCAUUUUUCUGAUGCGGAGAAUGGCGAGUGGUUUGGAUAUUUGACCCAGCAAGGGAAAGUGGCACUGGAUUUUAAAGGAGGGCCUUUCAAAGGUUUCUUCCACGUGCCUCGGUGCCUUUAUAUGUGCGAGAAAAUCCUGGACUCUAUACUGAACAAACAAGAAUCCUGAGGUCACCAACUAGCAUGACCUGGACAAUGUCAUUUUKUAAUCAUUAUUUACACUGAGUAUGCAAAACAUUAAGAACACCUUCCUAAUAUUGAGUUGCAUUUCCCCCUUUUGCCCUCAGAACAGCCUCAAUUCGUCAG